Messenger RNA from Camellia sinensis, 1074 nucleotides. The record is from RefSeq and is a predicted model, not a curated record. NCBI's taxonomy places the organism in Eukaryota, Viridiplantae, Streptophyta, Magnoliopsida, Ericales, Theaceae.
AUGAACGAAGACGUGAUGAAUCCCUGGGAUGGAAGCAACCAUGAUGACAUAACGGAAAUGCUUAAUCAAAUGGCGGUCCAGGUGCAACAAGAACAGAAUUGCACAUUUCUACAAGCAUGCCAGUGGGCGACAGAAUGGUACGAGAAACACAUGAAUAAAACGCCGUGUCGCACUUUUAUACUAAUCGGGAAUGCAUGGAUAUGCGAACUAUAUGCGGGGCAUAUGGGUCGAUUUGAGGAAAAUGUUUGCAUGCCGAAGGAAGUUUUUGCCGCAUUGUGUGAGACAUUAGUAAAUGAUUUUGGGUUACAAGUCCCGCAACGUCCACAUGGCUUAGCUGUUGAAGAAAGCGUUGCGAUGUUUAUGCAUGUGUUGAAAGGGAAGCAAAAUCAGGAAAUCCAAGAACGGUUCCAACAUUCCGGGGGGACUGUGUCGAGGCACGUGCAUAACGUAUUAACUUCCAUGAAAGAGUUCACUGUUGUUCAUUGCCGGCCCACAUACAGUCAACAUCGUAUACAUCCAUACGUGCGGUCUAGACGGAAAUACCUACCGUUCAAGGACUGCAUUGUCGCAAUAGACGGAACACAUGUCAGUGCAUGGGUUACGGGGCCAGAUGCGGCAACAUAUUUCGGUAGGAAAUACUGUUACACGCAAAAUAUAAUGGCCGCUGUCGAUUUUGACAAGUGUUUCAUAUUUAUUUCUUGCGGAUGGGAAGGAAGUAUGCAUGAUAGUCGCAUAUUCAACAAGAUACUAACAAAUGACAAUGUCCCCUUCCCACAUCCUAACGAAGGCAAAUAUUAUCUUGUCGAUUCUGGCUAUGCAAACCGGAUUGGUUACUUAGCGCCAUUCAAAGGCCACCGUUACCACCAACAAGAAUUCCGACGUAACCCAACAACUGUUCAGCUAAUCUGUGACGAGGAAGAGGCUAUGACAAUAGUAAAUGCCAUACCAGAAGUUGAACAUGACGAGGAUGGUUUAAUGGUUGGAGAUGAGGACCCCCAUAUGGCAUUGGUCCGCCUUCACAUACGCGACAAAUUAUGUUACAUGCGUAAUAACGGAAUGUUAGGAAAUAUAUAG